GCUGUGAUAAAACAGCUGAUUUCAGUUAAUUUGUUUAUCUGAUAGUCUAUAUGUGGUGGUUAUUUGAUUAAAAAGAUCGCUAGAGACAUAUUAAGCGACGUUUAACCAGGUGUUAGUAAUAUAAUUAUACGAGUACCUAUAGGGAAAACAAUUGAAGGCUGGGUAAGAUGUCCGAAAAAGAGUACACUUACAACGGCAGGAGAUGGCGCCCACAGCCUACUGUAUCUGGCGGCAACAGUUUUUUCCAUGCAGUAUUUGGCGAAGGACGGCCUCGUCUAGACAGAGACGCCAACUUUAGGAGGAGAUGCUCGCUGAACUUCCUCACAUAUUUCCAAAGCCUAACGAAACCACAACCUCUCAAGGAGCGACUGGAGAAAAUCCUAAAUGCCAUAGAAUCAGAUGAAGACUACUUCACACUUUAUAAGGGUCUUACUGACGGACUGUCUUCUUCAGAGCAAGCAGUUAGUUUAAAGGAAAUUCCCAUUAUCUCAGCUCUAGAAAAUACAGUCAUAGUGGUGUUCACGGAAGACAAAGAAGUACCUUGCAUAUUUGACCCGGAGGAAAACCUCCUGGGAAAUUACCCCUGGAAGAUCAAGGCAGAUGUGGAGGAAGCUGUCAUUUGUGUACGCGACAACGAUUACGUUAGUCUUUGCUUCGACAGGUACGAAACACCCUCUCUUAAGUUAUCACUGGAGGAAUCGACGGUGGAGCCGGAAGGAGAGGUAGAAGAAAAAGAAGACAGAGUUAUACCUACAAGGAAAUGCUACUCGAAACUGAGUGGCUCGGCAGGUAUAAAGGGUAGCCUGUACCAAAUAGACCUACUCACGAUUUAUCUGUUGAAAGCGUCGAAGCUCAACGACAGCUUUUGGCUGUCCACAGAAAAUAAAUGCGCGGGUAAAUUUGAUGACGUGGUGUUGGAGACCCCGCCCGAAGGAGGAAAUGCAAUGAAAGCUUUCUUACUUCAAGCCAAGCACAGGCAGAAGAAAUGUGUUACCUACGACGACUUGUACCAAACAAACUCCGACAAAGAUGACUUCAGUCUUCCUAUGUACUACCUUUCUUAUCAAAAGAUAAAAAGCACUUUCGAUGUUCAAAAGAUGAUUUUGUGUACUAACACCGAGCUAAGGGUCGCUAAAGGGUGUAGCGCCAGGGAAAUCAAGAAGGGGUCCCUUGGAGACAACGACCUUUUGUAUUUUAAAGAUAUGAAUCACCAGUGCUACACUUUCGAUGAAACCGUCGUACCUUUCCUGAUUGAAAAAGUAAAGGAGUACAAAGAAAAUAAUUUGAAAAAUCAAAGCUUUCACGAAAACGUUUUCGACUACGAUCAAGUCGAGGAAUUUCUUUCUAAAUUCCAGCUGGUUACCGGUUACCCCACGGAAGGCGAUCUGGAUGUCGUCAUCGAAGAGAUGCUUCACGGAGAACAACACUGCAACAAAUACGAAACCAAGGACUGUGCCAAGUUCGUAAACAACAAGAUGAUGGAGUGGUUCGAGGGAAAGCAAGGAAGGUACCUCACCCGAGACACACUGAAGAUCUUCCUCAGCGAGUUCCGCAGCACCAAAUUCUGCGAGAAGCUGCGCAACUUCCACAUGCACGUCGAUGGCGACAGCCUGAGCUACAGCAGGACAAAGCGACUGCUGCAUAUUGAAUCCAGAAGGGGGUAUGUCUUGAACAUGAUAAAAGCGUACUGCGCUUUGUACACAACUAAACGGAAGUGUCUCUUUUUGAGUCCCAACGAAUAUUUUGCUACACAGAUCGAGAUGGUGCAAGCGUUCGAAAGGUCUGGGUACGACACCUUGGUAGCUUGCUUCAAAGCUUCCGACGCGGUUUCGACAGAGGCGAUGUCUGAUAAAAUUACAAACGUACUUAAGAAAUACGCUUGGAAGAGAGUUAUACUCAUUACUGGUAAAUCUGACCGAUUGGCGGAGGUUUUGAGAAAGAAAAACGGGGAUAACUAUGAGGAAGUUUACGAAAAUAUUUCCUUCAAUGAUUUGUCGAUGGAAAGUCAGAACAGACUGCUGAUGAGGGUGAUUCAGUUCUUCCAUACGUCGAUAUGAAUUUGUAUUAUGUUGCAGUGUUUAUUUAAGUUAAUUUUUUUGUUAAAUAAAGAGAUAUAGUA
This is a messenger RNA of Anoplophora glabripennis (Asian longhorned beetle), 2119 nucleotides long. RefSeq lists its product as uncharacterized. NCBI's taxonomy places the organism in Eukaryota, Metazoa, Arthropoda, Insecta, Coleoptera, Cerambycidae. The coding region runs from base 168 to 2057 and encodes 629 amino acids. The record is from RefSeq and is a predicted model, not a curated record. The transcript has 2 exons.